AUGCUCCUGUUCCGUUCGGGAAUUAAAUUCAGAAAUGUUUUUCAAAGAUCAGUAACCACAUUAAAGAAGCAACGAACGGGCUCCUCGCCUAUCGGAAAGUUCCUGGUCGUCGUACCUUUUCUCUGCCUUGGGUUGGGAACUUGGCAAGUGAAACGUUUGAAAUGGAAGCGUGGCUUAAUUCGUUCCAUGAACGAGAGCUUGGACAAUGAUGCUGUUCCGCUCCCUUCACAUAUAACUCAACAGGCAUUAAAGGGACUUGAGUGGAAACGUGUUUGGAUAGAAGGUCAGUUGCAGCAUCAUCAAGAAAUGCUUGUUGGUCCCCGAACUGUUGACGGGUUCACGGGUUACCACGUUGUGACACCUUUAAUUAUGGGUGAUGGUCGACGAAUUCUUGUUAAACGUGGUUGGAUUCCACGGGAACUGAAGGAUCAAAAAAGCCGGGAUCCGGCUUCUAUGCCACAGGGAAAGGUCCGAGUGGAAGGUCUAUUGCGUACGCACUCGGAUCGUCCUUGGUACAUGCAGAAAGACCGCUUGUCGAAAGAUGAAUUCUUUUUCGUGGAUGUGAACGAAAUGUCGACUUUAACGGGUAGUGAACCACUGUUGCUUGUCCAACUUGCAGAGCCAAAUGAAACGACUGCCGCUGCUCAAAAUGCCGCUAAAGAUGGGUUUCCCAUCGCUGAGCCUCGUGAAGUCAAAAUCUUUAAUAGUCAUAUGGAGUACAUUAUUACAUGGUAUUCGUUGGCCGCCGUAUCAGCCGUCAUGCUAUACUAUUUCCGCAAGAACGGCCGAAAAACUUUCCAGCAGGAUGCCUUAAACGAGCGCAUCGAGGCCAUGAAACGUCUUUAG
Molecule: messenger RNA, 846 nt
Organism: Schizosaccharomyces japonicus yFS275
Lineage: Eukaryota; Fungi; Ascomycota; Schizosaccharomycetes; Schizosaccharomycetales; Schizosaccharomycetaceae
Product: SURF-family protein
Exons: 4
Coding region: 1-846 (281 amino acids)
Cellular component (GO): mitochondrial inner membrane; membrane
Source: RefSeq, a predicted model, not a curated record